CCGAUGUUUUUGAAAGUGGCUUCCGUGCUGGUCGUUGCAGACGCAUGCGGUGGCAAAAGAAAUCAUCCGCACAAGAAAAAGGAAUUAAAAUAGAGCAUAGAACGUGACCCUGUAUGCACGCCGAAGAUCAUGCACAGGCGACCUCCCCCGAGCCUAUCGGUGAUAGAUACCAUCUUUUCUCUCGUAGAGCACCAAACCCUAUUGCUUACCAUCACUACACAUGAACCCCUACUGAGAAUAUCAGAGUGCCAAAAACUAUCCAUCCCUUGCGCCUGAGACAAUCGCCAUAAACACGUGACCGAAUUUCUCACCAAGCACCGUCCCAUUAGAACUCCAAGGAGCCAUACAGAAUCAGUGAACUCCCCACAAGUGACCGAAAACAUGGCAAACCCAUACGCCUAUAACGGCAGCUACUCGCACUAUUCGCCCCCUCAAACGGAGAGCCAAAUGAACACGUCUCUGAUGUACCACAACAUGCCGUACGUUUCGGGAAAUGGCGGAUCCACCUUAUCGUCUCUGUCAUCGUCCACUACCUCAUCUAUCACGUCUAGCUACCUGUUGCAUAACCCACGGUUGCGUUAUUACUUAUCUAAACUGUUUGAUGUCGAGGACGACCUUGAAUUCUGCCCGGAAAUCCCCGAAUACGCUGGAAACAGCCCUACGUUUAAGAAGUUCAAUCCCCAUACAGCACUGGUCUUUUCACCCACAAACUUUGCUGCAGAAAACACUGCUGUGCAGCCUGCGAGCCAGCAAGAUGCUCGCGUCCAAACUCCCCGGCAAAAAAAGGUUAUUGAAAUCGUGAACCCACAUACGAAAGUGAAAGUGGGCUCGCCUGCGUCAGCCAAAUAGAGAUAGACAAGGGAGAAAUCGAAGGAGAAAAGAGAAAGAAGAGUGAUGUUGUUUCGUUGAUCGAGUGUAUUUUAGUACUAUUAGUUACCCCUUGUAGAGGCUGGCUUUGCUGUGCAAGGCCGCCAUGUUGAAUCCUAUACCUUUCAGAUAUAUUGCGUGACUUCCAGUAGUGCAGGCUGGGCGGGGUAGAAAACAAACAAACAAACAUACAAAAACAAAAACAAGCAAAUCAAGAAAAGAACCAGAAAUUUGGCGCGGCUGUGGCCGCCACCUUCUGGAGCUAUACUUGCUUUUAAGGAAAUAAAAAAGAAGAUAUCAGGAAAAAACGGUUGAUGCUUACCGGAAAAUCAACGUGCUCCAAGAACAUCUAAAGUAUUA
Molecule: messenger RNA, 1227 nt
Organism: Metschnikowia bicuspidata var. bicuspidata NRRL YB-4993
Lineage: Eukaryota; Fungi; Ascomycota; Pichiomycetes; Serinales; Metschnikowiaceae
Exons: 1
Coding region: 382-849 (155 amino acids)
Source: RefSeq, a predicted model, not a curated record